CGGACGGGAUCGCAUACAUAAUCAUCUUCGGCGCUCUCUUCUCUUCCACCCUCGCCCGUACCCAUCACAUAUAUUCUCCGCAGCGCGCCCCAGCACACACACACAUACAUCCGAUGCCCUGCUCCCUCGCAUCGAUGUCUGCAACGUCUUGCUCGAGGAGCGUGUGCCAGUAACCGCCAGCCUCGUUGCCGCCCGUCGCAGCCCGUCCGUCACUGCCCCAACGGCCCUCGAAUAGAACGAUCGACACACCCAUCCAGCACUCCUCAUAAAGUCAACCCUCCACGCUCAUCGACUUCGCAACGUCGACCUAUCGACGUGCAAUCAACAACACACUCCCACCACAAUGCCUCUCAACUGCUUCCGCUCAUCGCGGGGCAACAGCAUCGAGCUCGACGACGACCGACCGCGACCAGUGCUGCACACCAAGAAAUCCCUCCGCAUCCGCCGACAAGCCAGCGGCGGCUCGACCAUCAGCGCCGUCUCGACCACCUCCAAUGCCAGCAUCAGCCAACUCCCCCGCUGCUCCCGCGCCUCCGAUCCCAAAAUCGAGGCCAUGAUGAUGCCCGUGCCGCUCGACGCGCGCCCCUCGCGCUGCCUGCGCAUCAGCCACCCGCGCAUCUACGGGAACCUAGUGGCCGACAUGAAGGCGUGCAAGGGGUGUCGCGACUGGCGCAACUUCCCCGUUUUCGGCGCCGACGACGUCGAUAUGAACAUGUCGGCGGACGAGUACGCGCGGAAGAAGGCGAUCGAGUAUCAGCGCAAGGUCUUUACGCUCGGCGACAGCUUCGACAGCGUAUCGCCGUCGUCGUCGCCCACGUCGGCCAUGUCGGAUCGGUCGGUGUCGGUGGAUAUGAUCGGAUGAAGGACAAUCUCGACAAUCUACCGACUACCCAAAUAACCGCCUCAACCUCGUCGACGAUGACAUUGCCGUCCACAAGAUGGACAACGGACUACACUCUAACCCGUCCGUUUACAAUGCCGUCGAGGGAUCCAUCCAAGGCCAUCUUCCGCAACCUACACCAACUCAAACCAUCCACUACAAUUGCAAGCGUUCCAGCAAGGCGUCACCCGGGAGGAAAACAAGGCGAACUCUAGAGCAGAGUAUCCCUUGGAAAUGAUUUUGAUAGCGUUUUGGAUUCCCAGUACCUACCUACCUACCUACAGUACAGAGAGCAAUGGCACUCAUCCUGCUACACACACACACACACACACACACACACACACACAC
Molecule: messenger RNA, 1228 nt
Organism: Neohortaea acidophila
Lineage: Eukaryota; Fungi; Ascomycota; Dothideomycetes; Mycosphaerellales; Teratosphaeriaceae
Exons: 1
Coding region: 344-862 (172 amino acids)
Source: RefSeq, a predicted model, not a curated record